Molecule: messenger RNA, 2595 nt
Organism: Elephantulus edwardii (Cape elephant shrew)
Lineage: Eukaryota; Metazoa; Chordata; Mammalia; Macroscelidea; Macroscelididae
Gene: PPEF2
Product: protein phosphatase, EF-hand calcium binding domain 2
Exons: 19
Coding region: 1-2595 (864 amino acids)
Biological process (GO): negative regulation of MAPK cascade
Cellular component (GO): cytosol; nucleus
Molecular function (GO): protein serine/threonine phosphatase activity; Hsp90 protein binding; calcium ion binding
Source: RefSeq, a predicted model, not a curated record
AUGCAGUCUCCCCCUUCAAAUCCUCCUCGUGGACCUGAUUUGACUGAGGUGAGAUUUCCUUUUGUCAAUAAACAGCCCAACUGCCCUCGGAGCAUCUGUCUGAAUACUGCAAGAUUGCUGCGCUUGGGCUAUGGGAAGCAGCACCUCCACCCAACACCACUUUGCUUUCCAGAAUGCAGAAAAAGGAUCACACAGAAACAUCACCCUAGCAAAGAUGCUGGCAAAAGGAGGCACUCGGGGGCUUUCUGGCAGCUCUGCUCACAGGCUUUCUUCUCCAUCCAUGUCACAGCCUUCAAGGCAGCCGCUCUGAUCCAGAGGUGGUACCGGCGCUACGUGGCUCGCCUGGAGAUGAGGCGGCGUUGCACCUGGAGCAUCUUCCAGUCCAUAGAGUAUGCUGGGCAGCAAGACCAGGUCAAGCUCCAUGAAUUCUUCAGCUACCUUAUGGAUCACUUCACCCCCAGUAGCCACAAUGAGAGGGACUUCUUAAACCGCAUGCUCACUGAAGAGAGAUUCCCCAAGGACCCUGAGAUGGAGAAAUGCGGUGACUACAAAUCCAUAGAGGUUCCGGACUCCUACCGAGGGCCACGUCUCUCCUUCCCACUCCUUCCAGACCACGCCACUGCCUUGGUGGAAGCUUUCAGACUGAAACAACAGCUCCAUGCACGCUAUGUCCUGAAUCUCUUACAUGAAACCAGGAAGCACCUCAUACAGCUGCCAAACAUCAACCGCGUAUCGACCUGUUACAGCGAGGAGAUCACAGUGUGUGGAGAUUUGCAUGGCCAGUUGGAUGACUUAAUAUUUAUAUUCCAUAAGAAUGGCCUUCCAUCGCCAGAGCGGGCCUAUGUGUUCAACGGGGACUUUGUGGAUCGAGGCAAUGAUUCAAUAGAGAUCCUGAUGGUUCUCUUUGCCUUCAUGCUGGUUUACCCAAAAGAAUUCCAUCUCAAUCGAGGAAACCAUGAGGACCACAUGGUGAACUUAAGGUAUGGCUUCACCAAAGAAGUAAUGUCUAAAUAUCAGAUACAUGGCACGAAAAUACUAAAAACACUGCAGGAUGUUUUCUCUUGGCUUCCAUUAGCCACUCUGAUUGAUGAGAAAGUCUUGAUUCUUCAUGGUGGUGUGUCAGACAAGACAGACCUGGAGCUUCUAGCUAAAUUAGACAGACAUAAGAUUGUUUCCACUCUGAGAUGCAAAACGAGAAAGAAGAGUGAGAAACAGUUGGAGAAUAAGAGUAAAGUCGACCCGACAAGCUCUCCAGGGAGGCCGACCCCCUGGUUUCUUCCCCAGAGCCGCUCUCUCCCAUGUUCGCCCCCACACCCUAAGUCUCCCAAGAGUCCCAAAGCUGGACGCUCCUCCAGCAUCCCCUGCAGCCUUUCUCUGGACCAGGGAGAGUUCAACCGGCAGGUGCGGCACUCCGUGGACAUGGACCUGGACAGGUGCCAGCAGCAGUCAGGCUUCCGUGAGAUCCAGGAGAAGGGGGAGACCUUGCUCCUCAUGGCUGACGUGGGAUCUGAUGCUGGGGAUCUGGAGCCCACUCAGGAGGAGUGGAAGCAGGUUGUAGAUAUUCUGUGGAGUGAUCCAAUGGCUCAGGAGGGCUGUAAGGCCAACACUGUGCGAGGAGACGGCUGCUACUUCGGGCCUAAUGUGACAGAACAGUUGCUACAGAAAUACAACCUGCAGUUUCUGAUUCGUUCUCAUGAGUGCAAACCUGAAGGCUAUGAGUUCUGUCACAAUCGCAAGGUACUAACCAUCUUUUCUGCCUCCAACUACUAUGAAGUUGGCAGUAACAGAGGAGCCUAUGUCAAACUGGGACCAACCUUGACCCCUCAUAUUGUACAAUAUCAAACUAACAAGGCAACUCACUCGCUAACCAUGAUGCAAAGGAUUAGCAGAGUAGAAAAAUCAGCUCUGAGAGCUCUUCGAGAAAAGUUAUUUGCUCAUUCUUCAGAUCUUCUGAGUGAAUUUAAGAAGCACGAUGCAGACAAAACUGGUUUAAUCACCCUGAGUGACUGGGCAACAGCUGUGGAGUCUGUGUUGCAUCUAGGACUGCCAUGGCGGAUGCUGAGGCCUCAACUGGUGAGCAGCUUAACAGAGAACAUGCUGGAGUACAAGUCCUGGCUGAAGGACUUGGCCAAAGAACAGCUAAGCCGGGAGAAUAUACAGUCAAGUUUGCUGGAGACCCUGUAUCGAAAUAGAUCCAACUUAGAGACCAUUUUUAGGAUCAUAGACAGUGAUCAUUCAGGGUUCAUCUCACUGGAUGAAUUCAGGCAGACCUGGAAGCUGUUCAGUUCUCACAUGAACAUUGACAUCACGGAUGACUGCAUCUGCGACCUCGCCCGGAGCAUUGACUUCAACAAGGACGGUCACAUUGACAUCAAUGAGUUCCUGGAGGCCUUCCGCCUAGUGGAGCAGUCCUGCUUGGAGGGAAGUGCCUCGGAUUGCCCACAGGCCACCGACACUGAUGACAGUAGCUGCAGCAGGCCAGCCAUAAGGAAAUACUACAUUUCUUCAAACAGCCUGAAUGAUGCUUCCCUGGUUGAACCUCUAGAUGAGAAUGAAGACUCACCUUCAAACUGUGGCUGUGAGACUCGGAGCUGA